Messenger RNA from Psilocybe cubensis, 693 nucleotides. RefSeq lists its product as uncharacterized. The record is from RefSeq and is a predicted model, not a curated record. Lineage: Eukaryota; Fungi; Basidiomycota; Agaricomycetes; Agaricales; Agrocybaceae. The coding region runs from base 1 to 693 and encodes 230 amino acids. The transcript has 3 exons.
AUGUCUCUAAAGUUGUCCGUAAACCUCUCCCGAUGGACUACUGCUAUUCAUCGGUGCAGAUGUCCAAACAAGGAUAUCCUUCCGAUACGAAGACAUCGUCAUGCUGCCCCAGAGGCAAAACAUGGCAACCCUUAUCCAUAUCCCACACAUAGAAAUCCUACCCCCCACCAACUUUUUCAUUUGCCUAAGAAUGCCAGCAAGUCCGACAUAAAAGCUCGAUACUAUGACCUCGUCCGCAUUUACCAUCCGGACAAAGCUAUAGAUUCCGUUCCUCCAGAGGUUGCACAUACGCGUUUCCAGGCAAUAACAGCUGCCUACGAUGUUUUGAGGGGCAAGAUUCCUCCGGAUGCAGAUGCCACCUAUGCUAAAGCAUCCGACUUGGAGGCACGGCAUCGGACAACUGCUGCAUACAGAGCCGCACGACAGAGAAGACAGGAGCUAUAUAGUAGUGGUGCAGUGGAUGAUAGUAGGAAAGACAAAAUCAUAGUGGCUGGAGUUGUUUUGACCAUAUUUAUUGUCAUUGCCCAUACUGCCACCACUCGCAGAGAAGCAUUGGCAGAAGCUAUGGCUAGAAGUCGGAGUAUGUCCGCCAAUGCUCAAAGAACAAACAGUCAACGGCAAAGAAUCGAGGAGGAGCGUCUGUCGCUGGAUGCACCGACGAACAAACAGGAGCAUAUAUCUCCUGAAAGUUAA